Paramecium tetraurelia is the source of this 1917-nucleotide messenger RNA. RefSeq lists its product as uncharacterized. Lineage: Eukaryota; Ciliophora; Oligohymenophorea; Peniculida; Parameciidae. The record is from RefSeq and is a predicted model, not a curated record. The transcript has 5 exons. Gene Ontology annotation, biological process: mitotic sister chromatid segregation; microtubule-based movement; microtubule depolymerization. Gene Ontology annotation, cellular component: mitotic spindle astral microtubule; mitotic spindle midzone; nucleus. Gene Ontology annotation, molecular function: ATP binding; microtubule binding; plus-end-directed microtubule motor activity.
AUGUCUAAUAAUACACCCUUUUAAGUAUAUCUUAGAGUGAAGCCCUUGUUAGAUAAUAGUCAAGACACUCUUAUAUAAGACUUGGAUGAAAAGAGAAUUGUAAUUACCAAAUAGGGUAGAAAUAACAAAGAGUUUCAUUUCGAUCGUAUAUUUAAUAACGAACACAAUGCUUAAAUCUUUUCUGAGAUUCUCUAACACAAUAUAAAUUAUUUUCUUGAAGGCUACAACACUACUAUUUUGGCCUAUGGAAUAACAGGAUCUGGGAAGACGCACACUAUUUUCGGUAAUGAGAAGGACGAGGGACUUGCAUUCCAAUGUUUAAAUUAUUUAGUUGAAAAAACAAGGUAUUUUGGAUAAGUGAGUUUUAUUGAGAUUUACAAUGAAACAAUAAGAGAUCUAUUAAAUACUAAUUAAAAAUCAUUAGUAAUUAUGUAGGAUAGUUAAAAAGGAUAAUGUAUAUCAGGAGUAUAGCAAAUGGUUUGUAAGAAUAGUGAAGAAGUGAAAGAAAUCUUGAAUCUUGGGAAUCAAAACAGAAGUCUAGCUCAAACUAUUUAUAAUGUUUCAUCUUCUAGAUCCCAUGCUGUAAUUCAGGUAAACUUAUCCUAUAAGAUUGAUAAUUAAAUUCUAACUCCCAAGUUAUUUAUUGUAGAUUUGGCAGGCUCUGAAAAAGUCUAUUUGGAAUAGAAGUCAAAAAAUUAGCAAGAGGGCUCUAAUAUAAACAAAUCCUUAUUGGCCUUGAGUCAUUGUCUAACGAUGUUAUCAGAUAAAACAAAGAAAAAUCAGCAUAUUCCAUACAGAAAUUCCAAGUUGACCAGACUCUUAUAAGACUCUUUGGGUGGAAACACUAAAACAAUUAUGAUAGCUUGUGUAUAAUAAAAUAAGCAAUCAUACGACGAAAUUUUGAAUACUCUGACAUAUUCUUAAAGAGCUACUUAAAUUAAGAAGCAGGUUCACAAAGAAGUUACUUCCGUUCAGCAAAAUCAGAAAUCAGAGGAUCUGUCUCCCACUAAUGAGUCAUAACAAUUAGGGGAUUCUUCUUCUAAAUCUAUCUAUUUAACUAAAAUUUACAAUGAUAUCUACUCAAAUGUUGAAGAAUAUUUUGAGAUUAAUAAUUCAAUUAUAGAGAUCUAAUCUUAAAUUCAAGCAAAUUCUUAAAAAAUUGAAGAAACUCAAGAAACUAAAUAAGAGGAUGAAACAUACAUGAAGUUAUUGGCAGCAUAAAAAGAAAAUCAAAUCAUAGAAAAACAAUUGUAGAUUGCUCUAAAGACAAAUCUUUAAUAAAAAUAAAUACUUAAAUCUUUGCUUCUUUAGAUUACAGAAGAAUAGUAAUCUACAAUAAAUUAUUGGAAACAGAGGUUUGCAGAUCUUUCAAAAUAAAUAUUAGAUAUGAAAUCUGAUCAAGAGAAAUCACAAUAAGAAUUAGUUUAAAAGGAUUUAGUCAUUGCCUAAUAGAAAGCAAUAAUAGAAUCCAAUAAAUUAUCUAAAAAUUAAUCGUAAUAUACGACAAGCGGAGACUCUGAUCAGUCCUACCCCAUUUCAUUUUCAUCUUCUACGAAUAACUCUUAAAUAAAAAAGAAGGCAUCCAUUACAUAAUAACCGGCAGAAGAUCGACAUAGAUUUGCCAACAUUUCUCACAUUAAGUAGAGAUUAUCACCAAGAGAGAGGUCUCCUACGAGCAGCAUUUUUGGGACUUCCCCUAUUAGAUCUCCUUUAAAGCAUAAUUCAAUCUAUAGGAAUCUAAGUAAAAAUUAGUAUAAUGUAGAUUCUAUAUCAAAGGAUGAUUCAAGAGAAUUAUCUAAGGAUCUAUCUAAUUUGAGUAUUCACAAAAAAUCACGUCUUGUAGAUCCUUAAGUGACGACAAUAAAUCUAUAUGGAACUACCUACAUAAAUGUAAUAGAUUAAAAAGAAAAUAACUGA